ACACACGCACACACGCGCGCGCGCGCGCAGGGCCGAGCCGAGGGCAGCUCGCCGACAGCUCGCACUCGGAGGCUGCCUGCUCCAGUCUCGUAGCGCAGAUGGCAUCUCCCGGCUCCGGCUUUUGGUCCUUUGGGUCUGAAGAUGGCUCCGGGGAUCCCGAGAACCCUGGCACAGCGAGAGCCUGGUGUCAGGUGGCCCAGAAGUUCACCGGCGGCAUCGGAAACAAGCUAUGCGCCCUGCUCUACGGAGACGCCGAGAAGGCGGCGGAGAGCGGCGGGAGCGAGCCCCCGCGGGCCACCUCCCGGAAGGCCGCCUGCUCCUGCAACCAGAAGCCCUGCAGCUGCUCCAAAGCCGAUGUCAACUAUGCGUUUCUACACGCAACAGACUUGCUGCCAGCUUGUGACGGAGAAAGACCCACUUUGGCGUUUCUGCAAGAUGUUAUGGACAUUUUGCUUCAGUAUGUGGUGAAAAGUUUCGAUAGAUCAACCAAAGUGAUUGACUUCCAUUACCCUAAUGAGCUCCUUCAAGAGUAUAAUUGGGAAUUGGCAGACCAACCACAAAAUCUGGAGGAAAUUUUGAUGCAUUGCCAAACAACUUUAAAAUAUGCAAUUAAAACAGGGCAUCCUAGAUAUUUCAAUCAACUUUCCACUGGACUGGAUAUGGUUGGAUUAGCAGCAGACUGGCUGACAUCAACAGCAAACACCAACAUGUUCACCUAUGAAAUUGCUCCAGUAUUCGUGCUUUUGGAAUAUGUCACAUUAAAGAAAAUGAGAGAAAUCAUUGGCUGGCCAGGAGGCUCUGGCGAUGGAAUAUUUUCUCCUGGUGGCGCCAUAUCUAACAUGUAUGCCAUGCUGAUUGCACGCUUUAAGAUGUUCCCAGAAGUCAAGGAGAAAGGAAUGGCCGCUGUUCCCAGGCUCAUUGCCUUCACGUCUGAGCAUAGUCAUUUUUCUCUCAAGAAGGGAGCUGCAGCCUUGGGGAUUGGAACAGACAGCGUAAUUCUGAUUAGAUGUGAUGAGAGGGGGAAAAUGAUCCCAUCGGAUCUUGAAAGAAGAAUCCUUGAAGCCAAACAAAAAGGAUUUGUCCCUUUUCUUGUGAGUGCCACGGCUGGGACCACCGUGUAUGGAGCAUUCGAUCCCCUCUUAGCUGUCGCUGACAUUUGCAAAAAGUACAAGAUCUGGAUGCAUGUGGAUGCAGCUUGGGGCGGGGGAUUACUGAUGUCCCGGAAACACAAGUGGAAACUGAGUGGCGUGGAGAGGGCCAACUCUGUGACAUGGAAUCCACACAAGAUGAUGGGUGUCCCUUUGCAGUGCUCUGCUCUCCUGGUUAGAGAAGAGGGAUUGAUGCAGAGUUGCAACCAGAUGCAUGCCUCCUACCUCUUUCAGCAAGAUAAACACUAUGACCUGUCCUAUGACACUGGAGACAAGGCCUUGCAGUGCGGACGCCACGUGGAUGUUUUUAAGUUAUGGCUCAUGUGGAGGGCAAAGGGAACAACUGGGUUUGAAGCACAUAUUGAUAAGUGUUUGGAGUUGGCGGAGUAUUUAUACAAUAUCAUAAAAAACCGAGAAGGAUAUGAAAUGGUGUUUGACGGAAAGCCUCAGCACACCAAUGUCUGCUUCUGGUAUGUACCUCCGAGUCUGCGUGUUCUAGAAGACAAUGAAGAGAGAAUGAGCCGCCUCUCAAAGGUGGCCCCGGUGAUUAAAGCCAGAAUGAUGGAGUAUGGGACCACAAUGGUCAGCUACCAGCCCUUGGGAGACAAGGUCAAUUUCUUCCGCAUGGUCAUCUCAAAUCCCGCAGCAACUCACCAAGACAUUGACUUCCUGAUUGAAGAAAUAGAACGCCUUGGACAAGAUUUAUAAUAACCUAGCUCACUAAGUUGCUUCAAUUCUCUAAGUAGACAAUUAAGUUGUCACAAACUGUGUGAAUGUAUUUGUAGUUUGUUCCAAAGUAAAUCUAUUUCUAUAUUGUGGUGUCAAAGUAGGAGAUAGUUUAAAAAUCAGAAAAACAUUGCUCCUUUUAAAGAUCCUUUCUUAAGUUUAGAAUACCUCUCUAAUAAUUAGUGACAAAAGGCUGUGUUCUAAUCAGUAAGGAAAAGCUUAAAUUGUUAUAAAUACUUCCCUUACUUUUAAUAUAGUGUGCAAAUCAAACUUUAUUUUCACUUCAGAAUAGUAGGAUUGAAUAGUGCCAAAUUGCCCCUGAAUCGUAAGAGGUUCUUUGGGGUGCAGUGAAAAGGAUAAAGUAAAUAUAAAAUGUGUGUUGACAAUAAAAACUCUUGCCUUUUUCAUAGUAUUAGAAGAAAAAUUUCUAAUUUACCUAUAGCAACAUUUCAAAUGUAUUUAAAUACAUAUAAUUUUACAAAGGAAAAUAUAUAUAUUAAAAAGAAAUCCUAUUUUGUAACAUAUAGAUUUUUAUUUUAUAUGGGUUAUACAAACUGCAGGGGCAGAUAUAAAAAUUAAGCCAGAUUUUUUUUUUCUCUUUCUUUUAAUGGAGGCACAAUGAGACACUUAGAAAAGUUAUUUUGAAACAUAGGCCCAUGAAAUUCUUCAAAAGGUAUGAUGCCUUCUUUCUAUUCGUGUUAUGGUUUAUCGCACCUCUAAAGUCAAUAUUGCAAAAUAAACACAAAAGAAUACUGCAGGUUCUUUAAAAUGAUUGAUCAGAUCAACAAUAAGAUUCUCUUCUCGUUUAAGUUUUCCUCCCAGUUGACCCUUAGCAGACCCUCUCAGUAAGCGUGACAAGCCAGGCUGCAUCUGAGACUAAGUUAGGGUGAUUGCCUCUAUUCUGCUUACCCCACUUCAGCCUGUUUUGAACAGAAGGUUGAUGCUGGGUCUUGAGACAUCUUCCCAAACAGUAUUCUUUUAUUAGGUCGUUUGAAUUAAUUAGAGAAAAAUAGAAAUAAAAUCUAAUCAGCCAGAGCAAUGAGGAACAAAGCACACUCUAGAAUGUGGUGAGCCCAGGAAAUUAAACUUGGCCUUGGGAGAAGAGAUCUCUGUGUGAGAAUCAUGACCUCAUCCCAGAUGCCAUAUUGCCACUGUCCAGGAAGAAGUCGUUUACCUGCUGGAUAAUUGCUUAUUCCCAUUCCCUCCCUAUUCCUACCCACAAAAGUCUCUCCUGCUAGGCUCCCCAUCACUGGGAUCCCCGAUAAUUAAUUUCUGCUCCACGGGUGGUUGUUUUCCUCUCAGGAAAUGAACUCCUCACCUGGGAUUUUGAGACGGCAUCUUAAGACCUUCUUUUAUCUGUCUCCCAUCAAGAUCCCAAGUGCCCAGAGUACACAGAGAUCAUAAGAUCCUUAGAAUUCAAAAUAAUAUUUUAAAAUCAUCCUUCUGCCCUUGCAAACCUGAUGGAGAGACAGGAGCCAAAAGGAGCUCCCACAGAUAUCUAUGCAGCCACAGACUGUCAGAUUCCAAGUGCUAGUGGGAGGACCACUGACGCACAUAUGCAGGCUGCAGGUGCACGGUUAGGAACAUUUGUCCUUUCUGUAUGGACCAGUCAGAUCAAUAGUCAGAAAAUCUACAGGUAUACGAGGGGAGAAAGAGGACCCUGUCCUUCAACAGAUAGAAAUGCUCUGUAAUAUAAACACAGGAUCCAACUGUCUGAAAUCUGCAUGUGCUUUCCCCUACAUUCUUUCUCCCAAGUUCUGUAUGAAAACAUUGGUAUUUGAGAUGAGCAUGGCUUUGGGCCCUUUCUGUCUAGGAAGCAAAGGGAUUCUCUCUGACUAUUAGAAGAAACUCUUUAUCUGUGCCCCAGAAUUUCAUGAAGGAAUAAACCUCCCAUUCUAGGCUGUGUCUAAUGGCCAAGCAUCUCUCUCCUUUCUAGAAACUGGCUGUUGAGAAUAAGCAAACAGCCGACCACCUAUCUUGAGCCUCAGGCCACAGGAUCCCACCUCAAAGGCAGAGACACUGAUUAUCAAACCUGCUGUCCUGCCUGGAAAAGACAGCAGAGGCCAGUGCCCUGAUCUGGACAGACCCCCUGAGCUCCAGGAUGCUUAUACCUAGGGGUACAGAUCCUCUAUCAGAAGCGACUGCUUUUUAACUUGAUGGUAUGACAGAAUUUAAAAGGAAGAGCAUUUGUGCCUAUGUUUGAAAUUCCAGCAAAAUAGUUUUUACCAAUAGGUUGUUUCCCCAACCCCCUGUCCUUCCAGAUCGUUCCCCAAAUUGGCUAGAAGGCUCGCUCAAUCCCAUGUGGUGAAAUCCCUUCCAACCAUAACCAGGGAAGAAGGUAAAUAAAAGCCUAAUAGGCGCCAAUAGUUUAAUAAAAUAAUUUUUAAAGUAGGUCUGUAAUCCACUCUGGAGGGAAGGAGGAAAGAAGGAAGGAACGAACGGAAAAAGGAAAGGAGGAAAGAAGGAAUUGUUCGACAUUAGCCCAAAUUCCCAGUGCCAAAGGCCUUGAUGCGAGACCACUCUUGACCAAUUUUAGAAAAGUUUGGUUUUAGCUUUAGUCAGAAUUGACAUGGCCAUUUUCAUUUAUACAGCAAUAUUGUGUUUAUUAUUUUAAAAUACUUGAAAAAAAAGUGUGGUAUGUCUUUAUCUGAGACACUGAAGUGGUAUUGACUUCACAUGCUGUCACAAGGAUGUGAGGAAAGAGAAUGAAAUCCGUUGUGUGUGUAACUGUGUUGCCUUUAUUAUACUGGGAGUACUGUCUUGUCACCUCAGGCUGGGGUUGUGCACUUUAGAUCUGAACUGUACAGUGUUGCAAAUCCACAUGUGUUGCUGUAAAAGCUUGUACAAUAUUUUAUUGAUAUGUCUCUUUCUGUGUGGUAGCUGUAUUGAUAUUAUGAGAACUGCAUUUGCAUCUGUUCCUGUACUCGCUCUCUCUCCCUCUCUCUGCUAAACUGUACGCCCUCCACAUCAGCUCUAAUAGAGAACAUGCCCUCGGUUCAGCUUUCUACUGAGACGUCUCCUUGGAGAAUUGUGUGAUUUCACAAAAUGCAAGGUGAAGGCUCAUUCGUCUCUGGGAAUAGAAGAAACUAAUUAGGGAACAUCACAAAAUGCCAGAAUUACAGAUAUGGACCCUGCUGGGGUUCAGAGCAGGUUCAACUCCUCAGAAUAUGGCCAAAGAAGGCACAGGUGUACAUAUAGAGGCAGGACAAGGAAUCAGGCGACCUAACAGUGGGUACCACCUUGCACGUGCUCUCCUGUUUUCCAAUGCUAAGUAUCAACACUGUGUAUUUAUUAGUUAACGUGUGCCAAAAUACUGUUCCCAAUUGGUGUUUCUGAAAGACGUCGACAUCUCCCCAACAUUACUCCAUGACUAAAGACAGAAAAAAAUAAAAAAUAGAAAUAUGUGGCAACCUGUUCUUACCAAAUAUAAACUUGUGUAUCAUCAAAGUAUUUUAUCUGUGUUGUCUCUCUAAACCCAAAUAAAUGUAUCAAUGUGAACACA
This is a messenger RNA of Equus caballus (horse), 5376 nucleotides long. The record is from RefSeq and is a predicted model, not a curated record. Lineage: Eukaryota; Metazoa; Chordata; Mammalia; Perissodactyla; Equidae.